This is a messenger RNA of Schistocerca serialis cubense, 8588 nucleotides long. RefSeq names its product Ca(2+)/calmodulin-responsive adenylate cyclase (gene rut). Gene Ontology annotation, cellular component: plasma membrane. NCBI's taxonomy places the organism in Eukaryota, Metazoa, Arthropoda, Insecta, Orthoptera, Acrididae. The coding region runs from base 16 to 6681 and encodes 2221 amino acids. The transcript has 26 exons. Gene Ontology annotation, biological process: cAMP biosynthetic process; intracellular signal transduction; adenylate cyclase-activating G protein-coupled receptor signaling pathway. The record is from RefSeq and is a predicted model, not a curated record. Gene Ontology annotation, molecular function: adenylate cyclase activity.
GGCGGCGGGGGCGGCAUGGACCACAGCGUGAAGGCGGCCAGCGACGCGCGCCGGCUCGCGCGCCUCCUCAACAGGCACCGCUUCGAGAAUGACGAGCUGGAGGCGCUCUACCGCCGCUACACCUUCAAGUUGCAGCACGCCAGCGUCGCGCAGUGCGUGGCCCUCUUCGCGCUGCUCGCGGGGGUGCUGGCGAACCUGGGCGGCGCGCACGCGCUGUCGCCGACGCCGCAGAACGUGUACCACGGCGCGCACUGCGUGCUGUUCGUGGGGCUGCUGGUGGUGCUGCGCUCGCGGCUGCUGCACGACGGCUACCUGCUGUGGCUGUGCUACGCCGUGCUCUUCUUCUGCGCCACCUUCUGCGCCGUCGCGCUGCCGCUGGAUGUGUUGGGCAGUGUCUUUAGUAUGCCCACGCGGCGCGUGGCGGCGGAGGGCGUGUGGCAGGUGGUGUUCGCCGUCUUCCUGGCGUACGCGAUGCUGCCGCUGCGCACCUGGGUGGCGGCGCUCUUCGGCGUCUCGCUGCCCGCCGUCCACAUGGCCGUCGCCGGCGCGCUCGCCCGCGAGCUCUUCCCCAACCUCGCCUGGCAGCAGCUGACGGCGAACAUGAUCGUGUUCCUGUGCGUGAACGUGGUGGGCAUCUUCAUGCACAACCUGAUGGAGCACGCGCAGCGCAAGGCCUUCCUGGACACGAGGAAUUGCAUCGCUGCCCGCCUCGAGAUGGAAGACGAGAACGAAAAGCUGGAGCGGCUGCUACUAUCGGUGCUGCCACAGCACGUCGCCAUGGAGAUGAAAGCGGACAUCAUCUCUCCAGUGGAGGGCCAGUUUCACAAGAUUUACAUCCAGAAGCACGAGAACGUCAGCAUCCUUUUCGCUGACAUCGUCGGGUUCACGGUGCUGGCCUCGCAAUGCACAGCCCAGGAGUUGGUACGGCUGCUGAACGAGCUGUUUGGCCGCUUCGAUCAACUCGCUAACGACAACCACUGUCUGAGGAUUAAGAUCCUCGGUGACUGUUACUAUUGUGUAUCUGGCCUGCCAGAGCCUCGGUCUGAUCAUGCCCACUGCUGUGUUGAAAUGGGGCUCGAUAUGAUUGAUGCUAUUGCGUCUGUGGUGGAAGCAACAGAUGUCCAACUCAAUAUGAGGGUUGGCAUCCACUCAGGCCGUGUGCUGUGUGGUGUGCUGGGCCUGCGAAAGUGGCAGUAUGAUGUCUGGUCUAAUGAUGUCACACUUGCAAACCACAUGGAAGCUGGUGGAGAGCCUGGCCGUGUGCACAUAACACAGGCUACAUUGGACUAUCUCGGUGGUGAGUACGAAGUGGAAGCAGGCCACGGUGGGACAAGGAACCAGUACCUUCGGGAUAACAGUGUCACCACGUACUUCAUUGUGCCGCCUGCUAGGAGACGGAAGGUGCGAUCAGUUAUGGGAGCAGCCCAGAGACGGAAAUUGUCAUUCAAGAAUGUCUCCAGUGUAGUUGUACAACUGCUACACUCCAUUAAGUAUUCUAUGGAGGUUCCUUUCUCAAACAUUGCUGUGGCCCCAGGAGAUCACAAAGCCAAUGCUGCAAGGAAGGUGCUAGAUUUGCAGAGAGCUCUUCACGCUGACCCCUCCACAACCGGAGGUCGCCCUUUUGGGGGCACAGAAGCACUGGACCUUCGAGAUAUAGCCAGCAAGAACAAGGUAACAGAGAAGUUCAAAAGACCAUUCAAGAAACGGCAUUCUAGUGUGUAUCAUCAACCAUCAAAUCGUGUAAAUAAGUAUUUGGCACAAGCUAUUGAUGCACGGAGUGUUGACAGAGAAAAGUCAACCCAUGUCAACCUUGCAACAUUGUGCUUCAAAGAUAGGGAGAAAGAGAAUCAGUACCACGAAGAUGCAGAUGUGGGAUUCAGCAGUUCGCUAGCCUGCUCCCUGGUGCUGUUGCUGCUGCUGGGAGGCCUGCAGGCUGUGGUGCUGCCACAGACCAUCAUUCUGCUGCUGCUCUUCCUCACAGCAUUCGUGUGGGUUGCGGUUGUACUCAUGCUGUUACUUGCCGUGCGCCUUCGCUGGAUCCUCUGGGAUAUCUCACAGAGCUUCACACUGCGUCUCGCCAUUACAGUCUUCACUAUUGUGUUGCUGUACACUGUGGCCCAAGUCAAUGUUUUUACCUGUCGUGCUGAUGCACUGCAGCCGUGUCGGCUUGGUGCAACCGCCAAUGUUACACUAGAUGGUGCUGGUGUAGGGCAAGAUCACAGAGCAUGCCCAUUGCCGCAGUACGUGGUUCUCUCAUGUACACUGGGGUAUCUUGCAGUUGCUGUUUUCCUGCGGCUUCCAAUUCUCGUCAAGGGAAUACUUCUUGUUGCUAUGGCAACUGUUUAUAUUCUCCUCAUCGAAGUCUCCCAUCGCUCACUAUUUGACUGCUAUGAUGAACGUGUUGGGUCAGUUGUCCCACAGCACGCUCUUGCUGUUGUCUACAUUCUAAUGUUCUUAUUAGCAGUUAUAAUUCAUGGUCGACAAGUAGAAUGGACGGCUCGACUUGAUUUCCUGUGGCAGAUACAGGCCAAUGAAGAGAAGAGGGAAAUGGAUGCCUUACAACACAGCAACAAAAGAAUAUUGUUCAACCUCUUGCCAGCUCAUGUCGCCACGCACUUCCUUGAUAACCAGUUCCGCAGCAACAUGGACCUCUACCACCAAAGUUAUUCAAGAGUCGGAGUCGUGUUUGCAACUGUCACCAAUUACCAUGAAUUCUACACUGAACUGGAUGGCAACAAUCAGGGUGUGGAGUGUCUUCGACUGCUUAAUGAGAUAAUUGCAGACUUUGAUGAGCUUCUUGGAGAAGAGAGGUUCAAAGCUAUUGAUAAAAUUAAGACUGUUGGAUCAACAUACAUGGCUGCUGUUGGCUUGAUGCCUGAUUUGCGUAUCCUGGAUGACGAUGAUGAUGCAAGUGCAGGGUAUUAUCUCAGCACUUUAGUAGAAUUUGUGUUUGCUAUGCGUGAAAAAUUAGUGAACAUAAAUGAAAAUUCAUACAACAACUUCAUGUUGCGCGUCGGUAUCAAUAUUGGACCUGUGGUGGCAGGUGUAAUUGGUGCUCGGAAGCCACAGUAUGAUAUUUGGGGGAAUACAGUGAAUGUUGCGAGCCGCAUGGAUUCAACGGGCUUACCAAAUCACAUACAGGUAACUGAAGAAGUUUAUCAAGUACUGAAGAAUUACCCAUAUGAAUUCCAGUGCCGUGGUAAAGUAAAAGUGAAAGGUAAAGGUGAUAUGACAACCUACUUUCUGACAGACCGUAAGCAACCUGGAACAGUGAGAGUUGAUGAUCUCCCAAGCCUCAGAACUGGUCCUAGUUUGGGAAACAUGUAUGGUGGUGUAGCAACACCUCUAGCUCUUGUGCACCAGAUGCAUCAGGGAGGAUCAGGAGAUUCUGGCAGCCGAGCUGGGAAACCACCAAGUCACAGAGUCGGAGGCAAUGCCAGUGAAGGGUAUUCAAUGAGGAGUGCUCCACGUUUGCCACCCUUGCGAGAAUCAGGAUCUGGAUGUGGACCGGGAGCUGGUGGAGAAUGUGAACCCCUUCUUCCACCUUCUGCUGGAGCACCUCACAAGAUAGUGCCACGACAAGGGAAGAAAUCUAGGAACAAUAAUUUGGAUGAUGAUAGCAAUUUGCCUCCACCUCCACUACCUCCCCAUAACAAAAAUUUCCAGCAGUCGGGCACGUCUUCCACAAAAGUUUCACAGCGGUCUGCAGAGGUCACAAAAUAUGCUCCACCAUGGCCACGUGGUGCAAGCGGUAAUGGUGAUGGAGGAAUUGUGGUACGCCAUGGACCUGUAACAAAUGGUUCUGGUGGAGUAAGUGGUGCAGUGGUGCGUGCAGCAAAUCCACCACAUCCGACAAGGGACUCGAAUGGAGCUGAACUCAAGCCAUACUUAAAACCACUUCCAAAACCUCCAAUGAAAGAUAUCUCUGCCGGCAGACAUCGGGGUCGUACUGUAAUUCCACCCCCACCACCUCCUCACCAUCAGUUUCGAUACAGAAUGGAAGAACCAGCUGCAAGAACAAAAUUACGCAAUAAUCCACUUCAGAGACAUUACUCAGAUGAAAGUUUACAGGGUGCCAGUUCCUUUGGUUUAUAUUUCUCGAGUCCCCAUCAGCAACAACAUCGCAUCCAUUCUUCAGCAGAUGAAAUAAGCUCACUGAACCAUUCUCCUAGCAUUAGUUCAUCAGAUGAAAGUUAUAGUCGAACUACAGAUGCUGAUGCUUCUCCUUCUCCAUCACCGCCUCUUCAUGCAGAAGUUUCUGUCCAGCAGUGGUUGUAUCCAUCAGACAUUCAAGUUGAUCCUUCUUCUUCCCUAGAGAAUUCCCCAAGAGCCUCAGUAGAUUAUAUACCUGGUCAGUGCUUCCUACCUAGUAGUUCUGCUGUUGUAGGUGGAAAUCAUAAUAAUAACCCUGUGUCUGGAAAGAUUCCUAGUGCUCCCCCACUACACGAUAUUCCUCUCACACAGAACCUCUCAUCCUCUCGCAGCUUCUCUCCAUCAAGUCACCAUCAAGGUAGCAAGUCCAGCAGGAAUAAUUCUUCAAAUAAUGGAGGGUCCUCCACCAGCAAGAGAGACUGGAGUCUGUCACCAGGUCGUCAUCGACUUGACAAUGGCAGCUCUACCAGUAACUCUAGAAGAAGUAAUAAAUCGUCUGUUGCAACCAAUACAGAUAAUCUUCCCCCCGCUACAUUGUUGGCUUUAGCUGCAACUACAAACACCAUGGAUUCAUCAGCCUGUUGCAGUCCCCUUCCAUCAGCAGCAGAUGGUCAAGAGUCGUACCGUGGUGACAGCUGUGGCAGUUUUGAGUACAUCGGACACCGUGGCCAACGUUAUCCGGUGCGGGACAAAGUUGUGCCUCACAAUGUACUGCAGAGUUCUGGAAGCAGUGGUCAGGCUGUCCGUAGUGCAGUGAAAAGUGCAAAACAAGUCCAUAGUUUAGACAAAAAGCUAAGUGCUUUAAGCAAUAGUAAAAGUGAUAGUGCAUCAGUGCAACGAGAUGAAAACUUUUUUUGUAAAAACAUUGCAUCUCAUUUAAGACAGUCACCUAUUGUGGAGAACUCUGAUAUUAAGGAGUCCAUGACUGGUUUUACAGACGAUGUGGAUGAUGAUGAUGACAAUGUUUCACACAUCACAUCUGCCAGUGAAAAAUCAUCGAAAAAGGAUGGUUCUAGUCAAACUGACAGGAAGGAUGUGGGUCACAAAAUUGCUCGUCAUCAUAGUGCAUCUUCUGGAGGUGCUAAGAAAGGUGAUUCACAUUCACCAAUAUCUUCAGUGCCUCCAAGCAGUGGGAAGUUCCCUUCAGUGCCUCCCAUUUCUAAGUACCAUCACAGUGGUGCGGACAUUGUUAAUAAGAUACCAAACUUUGAGCGUGAAAUUCAGAAGCUAUUAGAGGACCAAAAUCUUUUGAAGAAUAUACCUCCUAAACCAGAGAAAAGUCACCAAAAUAAAGAAAUAAUAUCACUAGAGGAGUUAAAGAAUGUCAAUCAGGUUUUAGCUGAAUUGGGCCAGUCAACUUACCUGGAGAGGGAUGCCAUGGUUUUAGGAAGGUAUGUAAUAAACCAGGCAGAUGUUAGCAUUUGUAAUAAUAACAAUCUCAGUGGUCAACCUCCAAGAGAACAAGUGGGUUUAGCUGCCAUACAAGAACUUGCAAGAAGGCAGCAGGAUGAACUGAAUAAUAUCACAGAUUCUAAUGACAAUGCAUGUAGUUGUCGUGUAGAUUGUAAGUUUGAGGAUGAAAGAAUGCCCACAAAAAGAACAAGCAGCAAGGAAGGUUCACUUAAAAGGGGAAGAAACAUUAUCCCAAUGACUGAAAGUGAGAUUAAUCAGGAAUCUCAAAAAAUCCAGCGCCAUGUGCCUGUUUCUGUGUCCCCAAUACAAACUGGUUGCAAAUAUCCACUGACAGCUCCAGGUGAUAAUUUCAGCAGUUGCAGUCAGCUGGUCAGUAAGGAUAAUAACCAGGGGGUUCAUCGUUGUUCCAGUUCCAGAAGUCAAAGCAAAGACACCAGUGAAUAUGAAAAUUUGGAAAGUGAUACUCAUGAUGAGGAUUGUAAGAAAGAAAGUGAUGUGUCCAGUUUUGAGAGAGAAGAAAAACGAAUAGCAGAGGAGGUUCAGCGGCAGGAGGCAGAAGUAAAACGUAUCUUGGAAGUGAGUGCUGCCACCAGUGCUGGUGCAGGUGAAGCUAGUCAGUCAGAGUGGAGUGAAGAUGACGAUGAUGAAGGGGGUGCUGCCUCAGAGCCGCUUCUGGCAGACAGGGAAUCCACUGGGUAUACAACGGAUGACCCAGCACUUGAAAAUGUUUCAAUGCUCAAUGAAACAGGCCUUACUGAUGCAGAAGGAGCUCUAAGUGAUGUGAAUUCUGUUUUCAAUGACUUAGGUCAUGAUGCAGACAUGGAUGACAACACAAGCAUGUCAUCUCGUGCUUCUUCAAGAAUCUUUGAUUCUGAUGCUAUGAUGAGCUUGGAUUCACUCAGUGUACUGUAUGAUUCAGAGUAUGACAAUUGCUACCGUACCGAUGAGGAUGUCAACACAGCUGAUACUGUACCUGAUCUUGAUAGAAUUGAUUACUUUUCAGCUGUCACGACAGACACAGAUAUCAAUUUGGCUAACAUAAGAUCUAUGUCAGAAAGCAUUACAAGAAAUUUUGGGCAGCCCAGGAGUGAGACAGACCCAGAUAGUGAUGUUUAGAGGUGUUAGCCAUAUUGGACAUCAGAUAAGUCUCCACAGCGUCUGUGCAGACGGUUUGUAAACUGCAUUUAUACAAAACACCAAAUAUUUGUUAAAUAUACAAAUGAGAAUAGCAGACCAAGAAGAUAUGCCUCACAUAAUAUUAAGGAAAGGAUCAGUGUGUAAGUUAAAAAGUGGAAAAAAAUAAAAAGCAAAAUACAACAUCGUGUGGAACAUUGUCAACAUUAGCAGAUAGUAAAAUAAAAGUAGUCGAAAACACAAAUUGCAGCUGUUAACUCUAUUUUGAAUUCUUCAUUGCAUAAAAAUAUUCUGGGUGUUAUUCCAAAUUUUUUGCUGUGUCUAAUUUGUUUGGGAUUUAAAUAAUCUGUAGAAAGUAAUUUAUUGUUAAUUUUAAAGAAAAUACAUUUUAAUAAAUUCUUGUUGUAUUUUCUGUGUGUGUAAAUAUUAGCAUUUCCGAACAUAUAGCAAUUUUUCUUACUGCCAAUGUAUAUUUUUGGUGUCUUUUUCACAUAUUUGUAUAUGUAGAUAUGUCUAUCCCAAUAAGUCCUUAGAUAUCUAGUGACUUAUUCAGGACUGAAGCCUUCCAUUACCAUUUUACUUUUGGGCUGUAAUAUUUGUGUGUAUUUAAUGUAAAAACAGAUAGCUCACAUUCAAGUAAUUUAAUUCAGAGACCAUAGAGAAAAUACAAAAUAAAACCAUAUUUCGGCAGACUUGCUGACUUUAUUACUAUGUUUCAACAACAGUACUCUGGAUGGCCCUAAACAAAUAGUAAUCAAAAUCUUAUUAAUUCCUUAGCAUUUAAAAUGUGUGCUAAUCUACAUUUUUUUGCUUAAUUGUUCUGUGCUAAUGAGUCUUUUUGUAUGUGUAACUGUUAUCAGAAGCACUAAUCAACAAUUCCAGUACAAAUUUUGUAUAUUAACAAUUAAAUGUGUAAAUUCUGUAGAAUACUAUGCACACAAUUUGGACUUUCGACUACUUUCACUAUGUUUCCUCUUGCCUGUGAAGACUGCUGGUGUGUACGUGAGAUGUGACAAUAAGGUGGUACUCUUGAAAUUGUGAUGCAGACUGAAUAUUGUUUUAGAGUUUCAAGUGACUGUUUAUAAUAGGUACUUCAGGGGAAUAAAAUGGCCAGUUUUUUUUCUUCUCCUGGAUUUGUGUGUGUUUGUCAGCACCAUAUAUCAUCCCUUCUAAUACUCAGAUGAUUAUUUUGUACUUUGUCAUUGUUAUUGGCAUAUACUCAUGCCAGAACUGUAUUACAGAGAAAGUGAUAGUAUCACUAACUCAUGUAAAAGAAAGAGUGCAGCUCUAUAAAUUUUGCUAGUGAAUGGAAUGUGCAUUUUUCUUGUGUGUGUGUGUGUGUGUGUGUGUGUGUGUGUGUCGGGGAGAGAGAGAGAGAGAGAGAGAGAGAGAGAGAGAGAGAGAGAGAGAGCAUUGUUGCAGUAUGUUCAUGAAUGUAAUGCAUGAGCCAUGAGGAGUGUAAAUGAAUGUACUGUAAUUUGUUUGUCAUAUCUGCAAUCACUGGCAAACUGUUGUUGUUGAUUAUUGCACAUAAGACUAUUUCUUAAAGCAUACAAAUUCUUUAUUUAUCUUGAAACUAUCAUGCUGAAUAUUUAUUUUCUGGCUGUUCAUGUCAUAUAAUACCAGAUGCAAAAAGUGACAGUUUUGCCUAUUUGGUUGUGGUUGUGUGCCCUUCAUAUUUACAUCUGUGCCUACAGGUUCAUUUGUAAUACAUUUUUUUCCUUCAACAUUUUGCCUAUGUCAUCUUUCUUAUUCAUCUGUCUUUUUAUGUGUAUACUUUUACUGGAACUUCAAGUUCAAGAAAAUUAUUACUGCCCUAAAUACAUUGUUUCAGAGAAAACAGACUUAUUGUACUACAAUAUGCAGGAAAAAUAAAUAAAAUCAGUCUG